AUGGCAGUGCGCAAACGAGCCCCGCAGACGGUAGCGCAGAAGGUUAGGAGCGCGGAGAAGAAGGCUGAGCGCGCAUUCACGGUGAUGUGGGAUGAGCUGCCGUUGUGGCAGCAGGAUAACCAUUAUAUCCUCUCUGGGUAUAGACCCGAGUUUCUAUCGUUCAAGAAAUGCUUCAUCUCACUCGGCUACCUUCACAAUGAGACCGGUACCUCCCUCACCCUCCCUCACCCCCCCCCAAACUCCUCCUCCUCCUCCUCCUCCCCUCUCCUCCUCCUCCUCCCCUCUCCUCCUCGCACCCAGCUAACCUCCCCAGUAAACAUCUACUCGCACCUCCUCCCCGCGCUCUCAAUUCCCUACGUCGCGCUCCUCUUCUACACCCUCUACAACCCGCCCUCCACCGCGAACCUCCUCGCCUUCAGCACCUUCCUCCUCUCCGCCGCAGCAUGCCUCGGCAUGUCCGCCACCUACCACACCAUCUCCUGCCACUCCCACGCCAUCGCAAAGCUCGGCAACAAGCUCGACUACCUCGGUAUCGUCAUCCUCAUCAUGGGUAGCUUUAUCCCGAGUGUGUAUUACGGCUUCUAUUGUGAUCCGACGCUCAUGCGGGUGUAUUGGUCCAUGAUUACCCUCCUCGGCCUCGGCUGCGCAACAGUGUCCACAGUCCCCUCCUUCCGCACCUCCGCCUGGCGGCCCUUCCGCGCAGCCAUGUUCGUGGCCAUGGGCGGCUCGAGUGUGGUCCCCGUUCUGCACGGCCUGCGCCUGUACGGGUGGGCGGACCUGGAGGUGCGCAUGGGGCUGAGCUGGAUGCUGGCUGAGGGCGCGCUGUAUGUCACCGGCGCGGGCCUAUACGCGGCGAGGGUGCCGGAGAAGUGGGCGCCGGGGCGGUUCGACAUAUGGGGGAGCAGUCACCAGAUUUUCCAUUUCUUGGUGGUGGCGGCGGCAGCGUGUCAUCUUGUGGGGUUGGUGAAGAGUGCGAAUUAUUUGGAGGGGAAGAUGGUGGAGGGGCUUUGUGUGGGGAUGUAG
Morchella importuna is the source of this 1023-nucleotide messenger RNA. RefSeq lists its product as uncharacterized. Gene Ontology annotation, molecular function: signaling receptor activity. Gene Ontology annotation, cellular component: membrane. Bases 1 to 1023 code for a protein of 340 amino acids. The record is from RefSeq and is a predicted model, not a curated record. NCBI's taxonomy places the organism in Eukaryota, Fungi, Ascomycota, Pezizomycetes, Pezizales, Morchellaceae. The transcript is spliced from 5 exons.